CUCGAGAUGGGUCCGUCGCCGCCAUUGUGCAUCGCUGCUCCCAGCGGAGGGUUCCGGCUGUGGCCAGUACCUCGGCGUCUCCGCGUCGCCCGGCAGGUCCGGGGCUCCGGUCCGUGCCGGUGCAGGCGCCGGCAUGUGGCUGUGGGAGGACCAGGGCGGCCUCCUGGGCCCCUUCUCCUUCUUGCUGGUGCUGCUGCUGGUGGUGACGCGCAGCCCCUUCAACGCCUGCGUACUCACCGGCAGCCUCUACGUCCUGCUGCGGCUCUUCAGCUUCGAGCCGGUGCCGUCCCGCCGGGUCCUGCAGGUGCUCAAGCCCCGUGACCGCGUGUCUGCCAUCGCCCACCGCGGCGGCAGCCACGACGCGCCCGAGAACACGCUGGCGGCCAUCCGGCAGGCAGCUAAGAAUGGAGCAGCAGGUGUGGAGCUGGACAUCGAAUUUACCUCUGACGGAGUUCCUGUCUUGAUGCACGAUAACACAGUAGAUAGGACAACAGACGGGUCUGGCCGACUAUGUGAUCUGACAUUUGAACAAAUUAGGAAACUUAACCCUGCAGCAAAUCACAGACUCAGAAAUGAGUUCCCUAAUGAAAAGAUCCCUACCCUGAAGGAAGCCGUGACAGAGUGCCUCAGCCACAACCUCACAAUCUUCUUUGAUGUCAAAGGCCAUGCGGAUAUGGCUUCUGCUGCUCUCAAGAAUAUAUACACGGAAUUUCCACAGCUGUACAAUAACAGUAUGGUCUGCUCAUUCUUGCCGGAAGUCAUCUAUAAGAUGAGAAAAGUGGAUCAGAAAGUAAUAACAGCCCUAACUCACAGGCCUUGGAGCCUGAGCCAUACUGGAGACGGGAAGCCUCGCUACACUGUCUUUUGGAAGCAGUCCUUGUUUGUGGUGUUGGACAUCUUGCUUGACUGGAGCAUGCACAAUGUCUUGUGGUACCUCUGUGGCAUCUCAGCCUUCCUCAUGCAGAAGGAUUUUGUCUCCCCGGACUAUUUGAAGAAGUGGUCAGCUAAAGGAAUCCAAGUUGUUAGUUGGACUGUCAACACCUUUGAUGAAAAGAAUUACUACGAGUCCCAUCUUGGGUCCAGCUACAUCACUGACAGCAUGCUAGAAGACUGUGCACCUCACUUCUAGACUCCCGGGGAGGAAACUCUAUUGCAAAACUGCCUGGAGGCCUCUUGCAGAGACAUCAGAACAUUCUGUUAGCACAAGCCCUGGGGUCCUGUGGCUCACACUAGCAAUAGUCGUAUUUUCACCCCAACAAGCUGAAGCCAGGUGUGGCCACCGUGCUCCAGGGAAGGCUCAACACAGUGCCCUUAAAAAUCUGGAUCUGCAAAAAGGCAGGGCGGCCCUGCCCCAACCCCGCUUAGGGUACAGAGCCAUGAGGAUGAGCAGAGUGGGUCCUGCAGUCAGGACACAGGCACCAAUGCAUGGGGCUUGCACGAUCACUCCCAGUUGACACUUUAAAUCUUGCCAUACUUCAGUAAUGCACUUAUUUCCAAUAUUUGUCGUCAGCUCUGUUAACGGCGACCUGUAGGUGUCAAACUUGUGACCAUACUAAUAAAAUCAUUGAAAGGUGAGCAGAGGGCAAACUGUGUACCAAGCCUUUGGUCCUAAAGUGUUGUGUGUGGGGAGGCUGCUCCGCAAACUGGAGGCCUCACCUGCUUUAGUCCCAGUGCAGAGGAAGCCUUGAGCACCCUGAGGAAUUCUUGGUGGCAUCGUAGCAUAAGCACUUCUGGCCACCAGGGGGCAGAGCGGCGGCUUGCCUGGGAUCUCAAGCACACACUGGUUCUUAAUCAAAUGGAGCUGGAGGGUGCUUCUGAGGAUCUGGGGCUGCUCUUCAUUUCUCACCUGAGGAAGCACAGACCAAUGGGCAGGGAGCAAAGCCUCAAAACAGUGGGGGCUACGCUCUCAGACCCAUCUCAGGGGAACUACUGUUCCUUUUUUGCUCUAGGCUAGGAACUAAAUGAGGCAUAUAUGCACAGUCAUCUGCGACCCUCCAAAAAAGCUUAUGGGUGUGUUAGCAUCGUCUUUAUUCAUGAGGAAGUAGAGACACCACAGAGUUAGUUACAUACCUGAGUCCAUAAUACAGUCGACAGCCAGUAUCCAAUUCCAGGUGAUCUGGACCUCACCAUCCCCACAUGAACAAAUGGCUUUUAUUGUGAA
Messenger RNA from Peromyscus leucopus (white-footed mouse), 2161 nucleotides. It is a transcript of the gene Gde1, whose product is annotated as glycerophosphodiester phosphodiesterase 1. The transcript is spliced from 6 exons. NCBI's taxonomy places the organism in Eukaryota, Metazoa, Chordata, Mammalia, Rodentia, Cricetidae. Gene Ontology annotation, molecular function: phosphoric diester hydrolase activity. The record is from RefSeq and is a predicted model, not a curated record. Gene Ontology annotation, biological process: lipid metabolic process. Bases 134 to 1129 code for a protein of 331 amino acids.